This is a messenger RNA of Erpetoichthys calabaricus (reedfish), 1422 nucleotides long. RefSeq lists its product as uncharacterized. The coding region runs from base 153 to 818 and encodes 221 amino acids. The record is from RefSeq and is a predicted model, not a curated record. The transcript is spliced from 2 exons. NCBI's taxonomy places the organism in Eukaryota, Metazoa, Chordata, Cladistia, Polypteriformes, Polypteridae.
UCCUCAGGCGCACCAGCGGCACUCGCUUCGCAAGUCAAUGAUUCCCGAAAAUUCAAAUCCCUGGUUUUUGUUUUGAUUAUUUUUGCAGUUUUUUAGGGAGAAAAACAACUGGAGAGGAGAAAAGAAGGCAACCUUAAGAUUCCAGCCUCCCAAUGGCCUUCUUUCUGUUCGGCUGGCCUCUCCUGAUCGCCCCGAGUCUCUGUCUGCUCCUGACUCCCCUCGCCACAGCUAGAAGCCCCAACAACACCCUCUUGUAUCACCGACUGGAAAGCAGCAUUCGCAACUGCAGCUGUGCCACGGAGAUCGAGCCCUGCGACUACGCCAAGGCCAACAUCCUGUGCAACUGUCAGACGGUCAUCCUGAGAAGCGCCGACUCCCUGAGCCUCCGCUAUUCCUACCAUGGAGGCCUGACAGUCUGGAUGGAGGACCCCUGGGUCCUGAGUCAGCUGGUUAACUACAGCGUGGUGACGGACCUGAGGCUGGCGUCUUGCCGACCUGGCAUGUUGUCCAAGGACUACUUGACGGUGUUUGGCCUCCAGAGGUUGCAGGUCUACAAGCGUGCAGAACAUGAAGUGGCGUUCAGUAAACAGGAUAUCACCAUUGACUGUUCGGAAAUGCCUCUGGCGCAAUUCGAGACCCCCAGUGUGCCCCACCGGGUGUCUUUUCUGGACCUGAACCUUCUCAGUGGAGAUUCCUUUCUGAAAGCCUACAGCGUGAGCGACGUGCCUGCCAUCAAGGAGCACUUCCCCAAUCUCCUGUUCCCAAGCGCCUUUGAGCCAACGAGCAGCUGGCAAUAUCAGGUUACCUUCAUCUACUGAGAAGACAGCCAGGGGUUAUGUAGCCAGCAGAAGGCACUCUGGGGCACGGCAGAGCAGGGUUCAUAUUUUAAAGUGUGACCUCAAGACCUUGUGAUCAGUGGUCAGGUCCUCAGGUGGACCGGGCUCAGUCAAUGUAGUGUUACUGAGUUAAGUGUACCAACAAGGCGCUAUAUUGAUGAAAGGACAAUAGCAAAAAACUACAUGAAAGAGCAGGUGCCCAUAAUUCAAGUAAGAUGCCCCCCUGUGCUCUGAUUGGCUGUGAAUUCAGCCCCCCGUUUUCCAAUGCACAAUACGGAUUUAUAAUAAAAGUGUUGGAAACAACAAAUUUUUAUAAUUGAAACGUUGGGAAACUUAUGGAUGUUCACUCAAGCAACAUGGGCGUUCACCCACCUGACUCCUCGACACCACAAACCCACUGGAAACAUUAGCAUGGGUUCAGUGACCCACCUGGGACCCAAAUAUUCAACACUGCAAGCCCCCCAUGCAGAAGCUCCAGGCCAGCUUUGACACCUCGUCCUUUGACCUGUUCAAGUUCACGAGCGACAUUUCUGUUUCGAGGACUUCAAGACCUCAACGUCCAAAGUCUAACUUGAUUCUCAGCCGA